GGGGAAUUGCUCUGCCAAUGGUCUAAGCCUUCCUCUUUCUCUUCCUUGUGCCCAUCUUCCUCCAUCAAAUUAUGACUCAUCUUCACUUUCUCUCUCCCUACUGUCCAACAGUUUACUUCUAUUUCUCACCAACUUAUCUGUGUCUUGUUUUAAUUUUUCUGUUUCUCUAAUUUUCCUAUCUAUUUGUGCUUUUAUUAUUUGCGCUUCUGCUUCAAUAUCCUCUUCUUCUCUUCUCACUUGCCCUAAUGGCCCUUCUUCACAUACUUGUUUCUCAUACUGUACUUUUAUUUUCUCUAAUGCUAUCCUUGCCUGUUCAUAACAAUCUAAAGGCAAGUUUCUCUCACUUUUUCUAUCCUGUUUCUUCUUCGGUCUCACUCCCAGUUUUGUUUGUCUUUCUUAUUCUAACUCCACAUAUACCUCCAUCUGCAUUUCUCCUAAAACCUCUACAGUUCCCUUGAGUAUUGGGAACUAACCUUCUGAGGGCACAUAUGGAGGUGGUUUAACAAAGACCCCUCCUUUUUUACUUAGCUCUUUUUCUGCAUCCUUCAGUAUUUUUCAUGCCUGUAUUAUAUUUUUCAGAGAAUUUGCUCCUUCCUUUUUGAACACAACUAGCACUUCUCUCUCUUUUCCCCUUUUUGUUUCUCUCUUUUUAUUUUUUUUUUACUCUUAUCUUUAGUUUUAUAAUUUUUUUAUCAACGUUUCCAUUUCCUUGCACAACGCUACAUCAGAUGUCCCUUCCUUUGGCCAUUUUGUCAUCAUAUCUUUGGUUCUCGUUUGCCAUUUGCUUGAAAGCUUAUCUAUAAGUUUUUACACAAUGGAUAUUUUAAUCCUAAUAUGUCCACAGGAGUGGCUGCCAUGAUUUUUCCUAUAAUACACCAAAUCCUAUCUUUAGGGAAAAUAUAUCACUAUAUCAAUAUUUGUGACAAUGUUUAUUUUUGGACAAUUUUAUUUGUUCAAUUAAUAUGAUCUUCCUAAAUAAGUUCAGUUAUUUUUAUUUAUUUAUAACCAGUUUUUCUUAUCUUCUUUUAUAACCUGCUCUUUAAUUGUAUUAAUUAUUAUACCACAUACAUGUACAAAUUUCCUAUAUAUUGUCAGUUUACUUUUAGGAUCACUCUGCAUCCAAAUAGUGCCAAACCACUAUAACAGUUACUUUUUCUUAGAGUCUAUAUUUCUUUCACUGUUAUUUCUACUUGGCAUACAAAGAAUUAAAAACUAUUUUAUAACCAUUCAUUUUGAUAACUCAUUAUAUUUAAAGGAUAAACAUAUAUCCUACUAUUUUUAGUUUAUUUCCUACUACAAUAAUCUGCAAAGCCAAUAUCUUGAAACUAUUUUUCUAAUUUGUUUCACCUUCACUAUUCAAUACAUAAGUUCAUAAAAGGCCCUUUAUUGUUGUGUGGGGCUCAGAUUUCUCAUACUUCAAAUUUAUCAUCCAUAAUAUAUAUUCUCAUAUAUACUUGUCUCAUUUGUUUGGGCUCAUUAUUUCUCAUACAUAUAUAUUCUCAUAUAUACUUGUCCCAUUUGUUUGGGCUCAUUAUUUCUUAUAUAUUCUCAUAUAUACUUGUCCCAGUUGUAUGGGCUCAUACAGAUGUUCUUUGUCCCUUUUUUAUUUUUUAUUCAGGGCUCAUUCUCUCAUACUCUCCUCUCAAGUGUGACAAUAACUGUGCCCCUCUGUUUAGUCACACUCACGUAACGGUCCAGGAGGCACCCACUGUCCAAAAGAUACAGAGUUUAUUUUCUCAUACAGCCACAGUCACAGAUAUACUCACACAGACAGAGACACCGACACAGACACAGACAAGUACAGAUAUAUACAUACACUUUUCCUAUUCUACACUCCGUUGAGUGACAUAUAAGUUCUGCUCUUCAGUGAUACACUUUUUGCCUACCCGGUCAAACCUGUGAUUCGUGCCUACUCGGCUUCUUUAAAGUUUAUCUGCUUUUAUUUACUGAUAUCCGUCAAGGCCCUCUUAACAGUAAAAACUGAUCAUUGCAUGCAAUUAUUUCUUCUGGAAUCAGAACCCUUUUAUUCUUUUUUCUUUUUAAAUUUGGAGAAGCUUUUUGAGUGUCCUUACCACCACGGGCAAACUCUGGCAAGCAACACAAACAAAUUAUAUAAGCAAAAAAUGCUAACCUUUUUUGGUGGCCACCUUUUGUGUUGCCUGUUUAGUCAGCCUGCCGUGGUCUUUCACUCUUCUGCUCCUUCCGGUCCCAUCUAGGGUGCCAAUUUGUUGUGGCUUCUGCUGCCUUUGUAAAGAAUCACUCUCAAAAUCUUGGGGUUUUGAUGCCAGAAGAUAGACUUUAUUAUCAGAGAUAGCAAAGCCGAGUCAGUCUGCAGAGCAACUCCCGCAAAAUGGGUUUGUCUCCCUUUUAUCCAUAUGAUCUCCCAAGGCAUGGCUAAUAUAUUACAUAUUUGUCACUGGACACCACUGUGGAGAGACUGCACCAUAUUUUUUUAGUAAGUCACAUGCUUGACCACCAGAAACAAUUAUAAAAUCAAAUGGCUAUAUUAACAUUGAUUAUACUUGAUUAAUUUAUACUCAACUUUAUACAAAUAUUCUACAAUACUUGGGCCACAUCGUAUCUCAAAAUGGAGUGGAAACUGACCCCUCAAAAGUAGAGGCCCUUAAAACCUUUGCCAAGACCAAAGAAUCUGAAGGAGUUAAGAUCUUUCCUCGGAUUCUCAGGUUACUACAGGAGGUUUGUACAGGAUUAUGCGAAGAUUGUGAAGCCUCUUAAUGAUCUUACUGCUGGAUAUACUCCACUGCAAAAAGAUCGCAGAAAGAAGAUGGAUGAGACUAAGCGGUACUUCAGCCCAAAGGAACAAUUUGGAAAGAAAUGGUCCAAAGACUGUCAGCAAGCAUUUGACACUGUCAUUGCAAAUCUUACAUCUGUUCCAGUGUUAGGAUUUGCCAACCCCAAGCUGCCAUAUGUUUUGCACACUGAUGCUAGUACCACCGGCCUUGGUGCAGCACAAUAUCAAGAACAAGAUGGACAGAUGAGAGUCAUUGUUUCGCAAGCCGAGGACUUACCAAGAGUGCAGCUAAGUACCCAGCACACAAGUUAGAAUUUUGGCGUUGAAGUGGGCUGUAACUGCCAAAUUCAACGAUAACUUGUAUGGAGCUGAUUUCACCGUGGUGACUGACAGCAACCUGCUGACAUAUAUCUUCCACAAAAUUGGAUGCAACCAGCUACAGGUGGUUGUCGAGUCUGUCGAUCUUUACUUUCAAGAUUCAAUACCGAGCUGGAAGUAGGAAUCAGGAUGUGGAUGGAUUGUCGAGACGCCCACAAGAGGAAGUUCCGGAUGAUCUGGAAAUGAGAAAGGAGAGGGAAAGAAUCAGACAAUUUGCUUACCAUCACUUGGCAGACACUGAACAGACAGUUGUUUCAUCAGAAGCAAUAAAAGAUAUCUGUGAACAUCAUCAAGUUUGUCAGCAGUGUGAUUACCCUGAUCCCUUGUACCAACCAGUGACUCUAGUGGAAUCUCUUGCUGUUGGAAUGGAUGCCCUACCUCAAGCAUUCCAGCAGGAAGACACUUGCCGGUCUGGAGAAGUUUCCCACUUGUCUGAACAAGACUUGAGGAGAAGACAGAGAGCAGAUCCAGAAAUUGGAGUAGUUAUCAAGCAGCUGGAUUCCAAGGAAAAGCCUUGUCUUUCUAAACUUGCACCUUCAGAAUUAACUCUGUGGUUUAGAGAGUGGAAUCGGUUGGAGCUGAAAAAUGGAGUAUUGUUCAGGAAAAGGCAGGAACAAGGAAGUUCAUUGUAUCAAUUAGAACUACCUGCUGAUCUUUGUGAUAUGGUCAUGAAGGAACUACAUGAUGAAAUGGGUCACUUAGGCAUCGAACGAACUCUUGAUCUGAUUCGAUCCAAAUUCUUCCGGCCUAAGAUGUCUUUGGUGGUAGAACAGAAAGUAAAAACCUAUGAGCAUUGUGUCAGAUGGAAAACUCCAUCUUCUCCAUUAGUGAAUAUCAAAACCAGCAGAACACUGGAGUUAGUUUGUAUGGAUUUCCUGUCGCUUGAGCCGGACCGAAGUAACACCAAGGACAUACUGGUCAUAACGGACCAUUUCACAAAGUAUGCUGUGGCUGAACCAACAAGAAAUCAGAAAGCCCAGACUAUAGCCAAGAGUCUGUGGGAUAAUUUUCUGGUGCACUAUGGGUUUCCAGAAAAUCUCCAUUGCGACCCAGGUCCAGACUUUGAGUCUCGCACAAUAAAAGAGCUGUGUAAAGUAGUGGGAAUAUCCAAGAUAAGAACUACUCUGUACCAUCCAAGAGGUAAUCCGGUAGAACGGUUCAACUGGACCCAUCUGCAAAUGCUGGGAACUUUGUGUACUAAGGAGAAGUCAAACUGGAAGGAUUUUGUCAAGCCUCUAGUACAUGCAUACAACUGCACGAGGAAUGAUGUGACUGGAUUCUUGCCCUACGAACUGAUGUUCGGGAGACAACCCGACUGCCAGUCGAUUUGGCUUUUGGGCUACCAGUCAACAGUCAACCUGAAUCACACUCAAAGAACGUGCAAAACCUCAAAAACCGACUGGAGGAGAGCUACAAGAUCUGCCAAAGAACCUAAGGAAUUUGAAAUCCAAAGUGAGCAUUCAGAAUCUGAUGAAGAUCCAAUUGAGUACCACACUCCUAUAAGGACACUGGAAAUUGAAACUAGAAUAGUGUCAAAGACGAAACCUGUUACUUCUCUCAGAAUUGGAAGAACUGUGAACUUACCUGGUGUGGAACCUGUGUCAGAGCAGGUUGCAGAAUAUCUUAUUCAGCAAGAACCUGUUAAUGACACAAACUUACCUGAACCUGUGGAAAGAAAUUUACUGGACUUUCCGGAAGUUGUUGGUGAAGACCUGGAAGAUGAAUCUGAAAGAGAAAUUGAAGGAGAGAAUGAUCAAGUGGAAUCCGCUGGUGAUCAUAACAAAUCAGCAGAAAAUUAAAAUGGGGAAGAUGGAAGGGAUAACGUUUCUUUACAAAAAGAAAGUGCUAUUUCCGGAAAUCCUAAAAUGGAUCAGAAUGAAGUAACUGAACCUGUGGGAGGUCUAAGACGUACCUAGAGAUCCCAUGAACCUCCAAAAAGACUUCACUAUCCCCAGUAGGGAAAUCCUCUCAGUAUGGUGAUUCAGUCUUUGUUGUCAAGCCUGAGUACACCAUUUACUAAUUUGCUGGAAGACCUGGAACCUCCUAGUAGUUCACAUGCCAUUGUGACUGUUCAACCUCAAAUGCAGAGGGACCUGCAUACAUUCAGGAGGGGAGAGUGUAACCCAGGUCACUGACUAGGUCACUAGUAAUUAUAAGUAUUUUAUUUUUAUUAAUAUCUCUUUAGUAUUAAUAGCAAAAGAAUGCAGAUUAAAGUUAAUUUAUAAUAUAUUAUAAAUUUAAAUCUAGAAAAAUAAUUAGGCCAAAGUAAGUUUUGAUUGGGUGAGGUCGGAGGUUAGUCCCGCCUCCGGGAAGAGAGUUAACGAGGAUAGCACAAAGGAACAGAACGAGAGAAGUAGAGAGUGUGACGGAGAAGAAAGAGAUGCAGGGAGAGGCGAGACAGUGUACUCGUGUUCAUAGCUCUUAAAUAGAAAAUUUAAAUAAUCUAGAAAUAGAAUAUUAAAGUGAAAAAUAUACUUAGAAGUUUACGCUUUAAGGAAAUCGAAUUUGAUCGAAGUAGACAUAUAAAUGUAGACAUAUAAAUGAACACAAAAAGCUAGAAAUGUACGAGAAAGAAGAUGAAAACUAACUGAAAUCAGGCCAAAUCAAAAGAAUACUUUAUUUUAUUUCUUCACUUACCUUUUCCUUGGCUGUUUUUUUUUUUUUUUUUUUUCACUUUUGUCUUUCUUUUUUCUGUUUUUAUUUGCCCUAUGGAAUCCUGAUCUGUUCCUGCCGUCGAUGCUUUGUCUAUGGUCUGGACAUGGCGAGCCAUUCCUCUAACUGACUGUACCUGGAAGUAAAAAGAACAAUCAUAUUGCUGAACUGAGCUUGACGACACCAGUGCUAGUGUAAACAUAAUGAAAGACCAUAAGAGACGUGUCUGUUUGAACCAGGAUUCAUAUCCCGAGGUUACCAGAGCCAGCCAGAUCCAGCACCAUUCCUGCUUGGUGUCGGACUCCACUGCUACGUGUCUCUGAGUGAUGAUGACUAAAUGCAGCCGGUACCAGCCAGACAUCACUUCAGUCUAUUAAGAUGGACUUCAGGGGAUGAACUGAUGCCAACUCCAACCAUAAGACAUGGGAUACAUCAUAUGCCACUGCCUGAACCUUGGAUUUAGGAUAGACUUCAAUGAAAUUACCUGCCGGGUGAACUGCAAUGCACCUCAUUGAUCUCUACCUGCAUCACCUCGGUCUAAUGAUGGACUACACUCUUAAAAUGGAAUACACAGACUAUCAAUUAAUUGCCAACAAAAGCCUUCAUCGGCCAACUAACAAAGGACAAUGGAUCUAUGUAAACUUCUGCAGUUAAUCCAGGAUGGACUUCAAAGACAUUUGUCAUUAAUCUUACAGUUCAUACACAAUCUUUGUUUAAACACUCACCUUUAACACUUACUUAGUUUACACAUUUUAAACCAUGACUUGCACUGCACACAAAUAACUAAUAUUAGCAUUAUAUAGGCAUUAUAUUCUGCCAAUUAUAUUAUAUGCCUCUGUCACCAAGACAAAUUCCUUGUAUGUGUAAGCAUACUUGGCAAUAAAGCUCAUUCUGUUUCUGAUAUUCAUGUUGUUUAGUCAGAGGGGAACUGGCCCCCACAGUUAGCUUGGUUUCCCCAAGGUUAUUAUUCUCCAUUAACCAACAUCUUAUGGAGUUUUGUGCUCCUUGCCACAGUCGCCUUCAGCUUGCUCACUGGGGUUCUAAAUACAAUUAUUAUUUAAUUAAUUCAUUAUUUAUUUUUUAUACACAAUUUACAAUCAUAUUUAAUCAAACUAUGCAAUGCUCACUCUAAGACUUCAUAGAUAUUACAGUUUAAUUUUAUGUUAAUGCAUGAUUUUCUAUAAAGCUGCUUUGAAACGAUGUGUGUUGUGAAAAGUGUUAUACAAAUAAAAAAGACAACUUGACUUGCAAAUUGAACAUUAUGCCACAAAUGCUGUUGAUUUGAGCUUAACUUGUAUUGAACCCUGAAUAUUCAUUUAAUCUCAGACACCUGGGAGAGUGUGCUUGGCUUUGCGUAGCAGUAAAAUUUUAUUCGGUUCUAAUUAUUGUGAUUUAAGAAAAUUUACUUAAAGGAAUAGUUCACUUAAAAAUGAAAAUUCUCUCAUUCACUCACCCUCAUGCCAUCCCAGAUGUGUCUGACUUUCUUUCUUCUGCUGAACACAAACUAAGAUUUUUAUAAGAAUAUCUCAGCUCUGUAGGUCCAUACAAUGCAAGUCAACAGGGUUCCAACUUUGAAGUUAGAGACGCCUGUGCGUCCUGCUGGAUUUUUUCCUCAUAACAGCGGAAACAACUUAAAAUACUCUGUCAUUUUUGGGCAUACAGAUAAGUGUAAGACAUCAUUAGAGACUAUAAAGGGUCUACUUUUAUUUGUGUACACUCACAAUAACAACAAAACCUUGUGCUUUUGUAAAAUAAAGAAA
Myxocyprinus asiaticus (Chinese sucker) is the source of this 7542-nucleotide messenger RNA. RefSeq lists its product as uncharacterized. The transcript has 3 exons. The coding region runs from base 3313 to 4929 and encodes 538 amino acids. Lineage: Eukaryota; Metazoa; Chordata; Actinopteri; Cypriniformes; Catostomidae. Gene Ontology annotation, biological process: DNA integration. The record is from RefSeq and is a predicted model, not a curated record. Gene Ontology annotation, molecular function: nucleic acid binding.